AUGGAAUCGGAUGAAUAUGAAGAAAACACGAGAGGAAGAGCACUUGGGAAGCGAUUUAGUAUCCAUUCGUGUCUUGUUUACGAUGAAAUGAGAAGAUUCGGUCAGCUUUGCGAUGCAGUUAUCAAGGUAGAGCACAGAGAGUUUCCGAUUCACCGAGCAAUCAUGUCCGCCUGCAGUCCCUACUUCCGGGCCUUAUUUACUAACUCCUUCGAUUCAGUGGAAAAACGAGAGGUCUAUAUACCCGGAGUUUCAGCAGAUAUAAUGCAAAUCAUCAUCGACUAUGCGUACACACGUCAUGCAAGAAUCGACGAGACCAAUGUGGAACGUCUACUUCCGGCGGCUGAUCGGCUUCUUGUACACGGCUUAGUUACUGGCUGUUGUGAUUUCCUCGCUGGUGAAUUAGAGGCUGAAAAUUGUAUCGGUAUUUACAAUUUCGCACGUGCCUACUUUUGUCAUAAAUUGGUUAAGAGUGCAUACCGCUUCUUGAUGCACAAUUUUAGCAACGUUCUAGCUACCAAUUCAGAAUAUUACGAUCUCAGCGUUGAGGAAGUCUGCGAAAUACUGUCUUCUGACGAUCUAAAUGUGAAAAACGAAGAAAUGACUUUUACGGCGUUGUUACGCUGGAUUGAUCACGACCCCGAAAACAGGAAGUGUCACAUCGCCACUUUACUUCGGACUGUUCGACUGGGACUGCUUUCAACUCAGUUCUUUGUUGAGAAAGUGAAAUCUCACCCGUAUGUAAAGGAAAAUGCAGAAUGCAAACCCCUUGUCAUCGAAACUCUUAAAUGUCUUUAUGCGCUCGACAUGAACGAGGAAAAAGACCUUGACAUUACAAAUCCGCUCACGCUCCCUCGGGUACCACAUGAGGUCAUGUUUGUGGUCGGUGGAUGGAGCGGUGGGGCCCCCACUAAUAUCAUGGAAACGUACGACACACGUGCAGAUAAAUGGAUUAUGUGCGAUUCCACAGAUGAAGUUCCCCGAGCCUACCACGGCACGGUAACAAUUGACCUCAAAAUCUACGUCAUUGGAGGUUUCGACGGAACACAGUACUUCAACAAUGUUCGGUGCUUUGACCCCGUCAGCAAGCUCUGGUCCGAAGCCGCGCCCAUGAACUCAAAACGAUGCUACGUUAGUACUGCUGUGCUGGGAGUCUACAUAUAUGCUAUGGGAGGUUAUGACGGUCACGUAAGACUAAAUACGGCAGAGCAAUACUUCCCCGGUCGAAACCAAUGGAGUCUAAUCGCACCAAUGAACCACCAACGUAGUGACGCUAGCGCUACUACUCUCCAUGACAAGAUCUACAUCUGUGGUGGCUCCAACGGACAAGAAUGUUUGAAUUCGGCAGAAUGUUACGACCCGAAGACAAAUCAGUGGACGAUGAUUACGCCCAUGCGCAACCGACGUAGUGGAGUGGGAGUGAUUGCAUAUGGUGAUCAAAUCUACGCGCUUGGCGGGUUUAACGGAAUUGCCCGGAUGAACACGGCUGAGAGAUAUAACCCGACUACCGCUCGGUGGCAGACUAUCCCAGAAAUGUUCGACCCGCGAACCAAUUUUGGCGUGGAGGUGAUCGACGACAUGAUCUUUACUAUUGGAGGUUUUAAUGCUGUGACGUCCAUCAGCAACGUGGAGUGUUUCGACAAGAGCUCAGAACAAUGGUUUGAUGCCACCGAGAUGAAUGUUGACAGAAGUGGGCUAAGUGCCUGCAUCGUGAACGGGCUACCAAACGUCCAAGAUUACACUUACAAAGUGACAAAACCCAAAGAGAGUAAACAAAAAGAGUCAGUCAUGAAGACAAAUCGGACAAAGGGAACGAAGGAGAGAGGGAAAAACAAGGAAACAUAUGCUAAUUGUGUUGACUGGGAAGGAAAACGACCAAGGACCAAAAGAAUCUCACGUGUUGGCGCCAGAGGAAGGUCAGACGGAUUAAAGAAAGGUGACAGAAAGGUCAAGGCUGUUGCUAAAGGUGAAGAAUGUUCGGAUAUAACUGACGAAGUUAUUCACUAUACAUGUGAUCUUUGUCAAAGAGUGUUUGAUUCCAGUUUAGGUUUAAACAGACACAUUCGAGCUCAUAAAUCAAAGCAAUAUAAAUGUGAUACAUGUGGCAAAGUAUUUCGUCGUCAAAGUUCUUUACGCAAACAUGGUGUGUUGCACUCGGACGACAGUCCGUACAAGUGUCUGACAUGUGGAAAAACCUCAAAGUCCAAGGAACGUUUUACUCUGCAUUUGAGGACACAUUCAGGGGUCAAACCUUACCAGUGUGAUAUUUGUGGAAGAAAUUUUACACAGAUUGGAAAUUUAAGAUUACACAAAAAGAAUGUCCAUGCGCCAGAAAGUAUCUUUAAAUGUGAUAUUUGUUUGAUUGAAUUCGAGCAAAACAGAGAUUUGAUUUCUCAUGUUUUGACUCAUAACGAUGGUAAAAUUCUGAAAUGCUUCGAAUGUGGUAAGAUGUUUGGGACAAAAGAACACUUUGAGAAACACAAAGAUCUUCACAAGGAAACUCGGCCGUUUAAUUGUGAUAUUUGUGGGAAUACCUACAAAAAGAACUCUGAUUUAAAAUGUCAUCUCGAAACGCAUAAUACGGCACAAGGUUAUGUCUGUGAUGUAUGUGGGCGUGGCUUCAGCUACAAGUCGUCGCUAAAAUAUCAUCAAAGGAUUCACACGGGAGUCAAGCCAUAUACGUGUGAUAUUUGUGGAAAGGCGUUCCGAACGUCAUCGAAUAGAAGCAAGCACAUGUUGAGUCAUACCAAUUACAAACCGUUCAGUUGCGAUCAGUGCCCCAAGGUUUUCCGGGACAAUCGUGCUUUAGUAAUUCACAAACGAACGCACUCGGGGAAUAGGCCAUAUCAGUGUUCACAGUGUUUCAAAACGUUCAUUGUUCAAUCCGAAUUGAACAGACAUCGGAAGAACGUUCAUCAGAAUGCUGUAGAACGUGGUCAGGUCAAUGGUAGAGCUGCAGACAAGACUCUGUCGAAAUCAUCUAAGGAUACCUUGUAUGAACAAAGAGAUUCAACGACAUGUGACUCUGUUCGUGAUAACACGAUAAAAGAUAGGAUUGCUGGAGAUAAUACUGGCGUCCAAUCAUCAGUAGAUCUUCAACAAUGCGUCAGAGAUGACUCGGCCGUUAUUUUGCCUGGAAUACCUGUUAUAAGCUCAAGUCAUGUACCCAUAUCGUCAUAUCUUGACAGAGAUAACGUCCAACGUACCGACCGUAAUAUUUUAGGUGAGUGUGGAAUUUCAAAUAUCUGCCAAUACGAAGUACUUCCAAAUAACGCCAGUGCUAAUGUAUAUGGUUACGUAAAAGAUACAUUUGUAGCAGACAACAAAGGGUCUUGUGAAAAAGAUCCUGUGUCUUUCCCGUACCAAUCCAGUAAUCAAGCGGACACCACGUCGGGUUGGAUUAAUGAUUUUGAAUCUAAUCUGCGCAGUGACGUGAACAUCUCGCUUCACCCAGUACGUUAUCUCGCUAAUAACCAACACGAGGAACAAUUUGGAGAAAACGAGAACAGACAAGAAAUGCCCGUUUCCCAUGGCGUUCAGUAUGAUAGAGAUAAAACCAUCGAACAGGCGAUGAAUUUCGGUUCUGUAUCAACAUGUGACAGUACAAGACAACCGGGUGUCCCCUUACAAUAUUCAGAAACACCAGUAACGCCCAUCACAAAACGUUCACCGCAAAAAGAAAAUGAACGAACACUCGACAGUAAAUCAAAGGCUCAACCAGAAGAUUCGCCCAGACAUGAAUCAAACUGCUCAGCAGAUAUGUCUGUAGGAGAUCAAAUCCUAAACCGAGGUGAUUUAUCCAUGUAUAGGUGUGGAUCGGUACCAGAAAGCAGCGCUCGAGACGUUUGUGACGCUAGACCGGCACGCGACAGUUCGUUAGGAAGAGGUUCUCAGGAUAUUUCGGCAGAACUAGAAACAGAGCCACGAGUUAUAUCUGGAUCGGAAGGGAGAACGGGUAGCUGUGAUAGAGACAACUCUCCGCGUGGUGCUAUUUAUAGUGUUGGCGGCCGUAAAGAGUAUAAUAUGAACGAGGAUACGGAUAUGGAAAACAGGGAUUCGGAUUGUGAAAAUGAAGCCACUCUAGAUCCCACGGAGAACGGGAACGAUAACCAGCUGGAUAAACAGUCAAUUAAGUGGAGGGAGGGCGGUACGGAAAAUAGACAUACGUCUCCAGAUGCUGUGCUAUGUGAUGGGAAUUCAUGUCAAAAAGUCGAUAAAUUUGUAAAAAUUUUAGAAAAAUAUCCUAAAAAUAGAUGCACAGAUAGUAUUACACCCAAAUUCGCAAACGGAAAAAGAAAACAAAAAACAAGUCUUAAUUCCAGGAUAUAUGCAUGUCGCUAUUGUGGUAAGUCGUACAGUAGCAUUAAGGCGCUCAACAGUCACGAGAAAGUCCACAAAGAAGGACCAAACCUGAGUGAUUCACAAGUUCCUGGUGAAGUUGUCAAUAAUAAACGUACUUCAUUGCUUAACACAAAUCAAAUUAAAUUGAAGUCUAAAAAACGGGGGGAAAUUUUAUGUACAAUAUGUAACAAACAACUGCCCAGUCAAAAAAACCUACAGCGACAUAUGGUGUCCAAACAUCCAUCUGGCUUGAGCAAUACAGAAUUCAGUUGCGGGACAUGUGGUAAAAUAUAUCCUAGUAAACUCAGUCUACAAGUUCAUGUUCGGAUGCACAAUGCAACUGAGCAUGCGUGUCCAGUAUGCAAUAAACUGUUCCAUCGGCCAGCGUAUCUAAGGCGACACAUGGUCAUUCAUACGGACGAAAAUCCCUACCGAUGUCCGUAUUGUAGUAAAGAUUUUACCAGUCAAAACUUGCUAAAACCACAUAUUCGGACCCACACAGGAAAUAAACCCUUCCAAUGUGAUGUAUGUGGUAUGCGGUUCACUCAGCAGGCCCAGCUCACGAGUCACAAGAAACAGCAUGCACCUGACAAGGCAUUUAAAUGUGAUGACUGCGGUAUGGAAUUCAUGGACAAUCAGGAACUAUUAUCCCACAUUACUGCACAUGGACGGGAAGCCCACAAAUGUGUCGUCUGCGGGAAAGUGUUCGGCAGAAUGGAACAUUUUGAGAAACACAUGGAUAUCCAUAACCGUGACCGACGAACGCAUAAAUGCAUGUACUGUGACAGCACAUUUCUGAACAAAAAUGACUGUAGGAUACACGAAACCAUUCAUACCAAUGAUAAAGCUUUCUCAUGUGAGUACUGUGGCAAACAAUUCCGUCAUAAAUCUGGACUAAAAUACCACAUUCGUACUCACACUGGAGAGAAACCGUAUACAUGUAAAAUUUGUGGCAAAACAUUCCGUACGAACUCGUACUUACAUAAACAUACAAUGUUCCAUACAGGAUAUCGGCCUUACAGGUGUGUGAAAUGUGGAAAAGGUUUCACCUGUAAAAACGAUCUGACCGCACAUACGAGAACCCACACGGGCGAAAAACCCUUUGCGUGCUUGAUAUGCAAGAAAACGUUCAAGGAAAGGGCGACUUUGAAGAAACACUUGGUUAACGUACAUACCUGUUCUAUUUGUGGACAUACUUAUCGUAAUAGGUCAGACUUAGGUAUACAUGUUUUGUCGCACCAAACGUCGAAUACAGCGAGUCAAUAUGUUUCUUAAAAAAGGAUAACGAAAACAGUAUUUUAUUCGGAACGAUCCGAUUACGUCUAGUCAGUUGAAGAAAUACCCAUAAAAUAAACAAAGAUAUGAAGUA
Molecule: messenger RNA, 5707 nt
Organism: Ylistrum balloti
Lineage: Eukaryota; Metazoa; Mollusca; Bivalvia; Pectinida; Pectinidae
Exons: 7
Coding region: 1-5613 (1870 amino acids)
Molecular function (GO): protein binding
Source: RefSeq, a predicted model, not a curated record